Molecule: messenger RNA, 3852 nt
Organism: Ustilago hordei
Lineage: Eukaryota; Fungi; Basidiomycota; Ustilaginomycetes; Ustilaginales; Ustilaginaceae
Exons: 1
Coding region: 1-3852 (1283 amino acids)
Source: RefSeq, a predicted model, not a curated record
AUGGCCAACAUCGACCCGCCGGCCAUCUCUACGCCAUCACGACCCAGGUACUCGCUCAAACCAAAGCCAAGUGGUAACCUCACUUCGGCCACUAGUAGUCCCAAUGUCGCCGGGUUCAGCCCUGGGGGUCAAGUCUUCGAAGGCUACUCCUACCUCUCGCGAUCCACAUCCAUGUCGACCUCGACUCGAUCGCGUCCUAAGGGCUUGCAGAGCCGCACACCAUCCGAUGUCCACCUCGCGAGCCCUCCUACCGCCAGCCGCAAGCUUCCUUCCACACCCUCCUCCCCGAUCAUCCCUCGCCUGGCUGCUUCGUCCACCACCAGCCCUUUCACCAACACCACCGACCUCCCCAAGCGCAGAUCCACCAUUCAUCGCAUGCCUUUCUCGAUCAGCACACCCGAACUCCAAACCAUAUCGUUCCUUCAGCCUCACUCUGCCCAUUCAGAUUCCGAAGCAGAACGUCUAGCUGAAGCAGUCGCCAACCUCCCUCACAACCCCAAAAUCUGGCUCCCUUCCCAAGUAGCACUCUAUCUCACCCAUGUGCUCGGCCUAGUCCCUCGACCGGUAGUCGAAGACGUGACCGCCUACGUCAGGUCUUCCCGCAUGGGAGGUCGUGCUUUUCUCAGAUUAAGUGAGAAGGAUCUUGAGCGUCAAGGGCUUAAUCUCAAAUGGAGAAAGUUGAUGAUUGAAGCUGUUCGAAAGCUCAGGAGGGAUGCUCUCAGGGGCAGAAUCUGGGGUAAUGGCACCGGAUCAAUGCGCUGGCCCAAAUCUGCGUCGGAUCUGGAGCGAGAGGAAGCCGAUGAACAAGAUGCAAUGCUCGAGGACGAAGAGGCUACUUUUGAUCAGGAUGGUAUCGUUCGCAGCUCCAAGACUACAAGCAAGCUUACGCUCAAGCGAAUGCGUGAUAGCCGCAAAGUCAGAGGCAUGAUUCGAGCUUUCCAGACAUCUCCUGAGCAAGAUGAUCUGUCUCUUGCUUCACCCCACCACUCCACCGACGCUGUCUACGCUCCUCAUGGCUACGUACGCGAGCAAGCACAGCAGAUCUUAUCCGAGGCCGAACAGAAGAAGCUCUCCCUCCGCCGUCCCCUUCGUCCUCGCCGAUCCACUGCUGACUUCCCAUGGCUCGAGUCUCAGCCUGAAAAGAGCAAGUGGGAGGAUAUUGAGGCGCUGCUCGCCUCACUCACCCAGCAAGAGGCCAAUGAGCUUGCCAACAAACUUGGCAUGCUCGACUUGCUCGACACUGACGCUGUCAGCCGCGCUCUGAAGCAAGAAUCCCAUGACUCCAAGGCUAACUUCGUGCAACGCCGUGCGCCUUCGGCCGAAAGCGCAGACGAAAUCGCCAUGAUGCCCACACUCGUCCGUCAUGGCUCAGCGGACAGCUUCUCAGUCUCGGAGUGUAGUGGCACCGAAAGUGAGCUCGACUUCGCCGAAGAAACCGCUACCGAACCUCGCGGCCACAAACCUCGAUACAGCGUGCUGGAUGAAGAUAUCAUCAGAGCCAUCCUUGCUGAAGAAGACAACACUGCCACAAUCGCCAGCCACGAAUCUAGCCCGAAGACCGAGCUCACUCGCUCUCAGACCACAGCCUCCAUCCUUCGCCCUUCCCGACCCUACCGCGCUUCUAUGUACACCGAUGAUGAGCUGGCUGCGCUUAAGGACAACGAACAGCGCUUGCACACCCGCACCGAAAGCUCUCGAGAGCUCGUCGAGGUGCUCAUGUCCUCCGGUCCAGCAGUAGAGGACGCUGUGGCAGAACCUGACUUUGGCACUGCUAGACUGCGCACCGAAGAGACUGCCCCUUCUAUUCCCAGCUUCGAUGCCACCACUCCACCUCCACAGGCUGCAAAACAGGAUGAGGAGUACAUCUUUACCCUCCCCGACAGCUCUCCCUCCGACAACACCGCUUCCAUCCGCCGCAAGACCUCCCGCAAAGCCACAUUCGGCAGCAAACGCGGAAAAGCAGUUCUCUCUCUCCUCAACAACUCCGACACCGAAAACAGCGACCUUUUCGCCUCACUACCUGGUGCGACGAUGCUUCGUCAGAAAUCUAACGAGCCACGCGCCACUCCAGGUGCUACCACCACAGCAGAGGACGAAAAAGGUUGGGGUGGAACUCUCGGCCGCAGUUUGAGCAGAAAGAGCUUGAACAACGUCUUUGAUGCUCAACCAGCAAGCAGGUUUGCAAGUGUGAGGGCCAAGACUGGAAAGUUUGGAACCAGGAGGGGACUGGACAGAGUGGCAUCAGAAGCUGAGGGUGAGGGUGAGGGUGAGGGUGAGGGUGAAGGUGAGGGUGAGGGUAAGGGUAAGGGUGAGGGUAAGGGUAAGGGUAAGGGUGAGGGUAAGGGUGAGGGUGAGGGUAAGGGUGAGGGUAAGGGUGAGGGUGAGGGUGAGGCGUUCGCUGCUCGGUUGGAGGCGCUGGAGCUGGACAAGGACGUUGAUGCUCCAGUGGAGAGGUACGAAGAGACAGUGUUGUCUGAGGUUGAGGUUGAGGAGGAGGAGAGUGAACUGCAUCGCAGACCUUCGGUUGAGCAGCGAUUGUCUUCGUUGUUAGGUGCAGGUAUGGUCGAGGUUGGAGACGCACCCGCCGCAGUACCUGUCAAGGCAGUCAAGCAGGUCGAAGAGGCAGCAGCUGAUGUCGAGGCUGUUGCAGCGGAAGACCUUGGAGUCGUUUCGAAGGCAACUGAAGCCGCGGCCGAGGUUGAGGUUGAUGCACAAGGUCCUCCACCUGCCGAAGAUGCCGUCGCCCUCCUUGACACAGCCACAUCUGAUGAUGCUCACGCUAUCAACAAGGAGUGCUCUGCAGCCGAGCUAGAGGUCGUGGAAGAUGCUCCCGUUAAGGCUGAAGUAGCAGAGCUUUCCAACACUCCGAGCGAGCUUGUCGAGACCGCCAAGACGGUCGAAGACACUACUCCGGCCAAACAACUUCCGACGAUCGCCGAGACAGAAGAUCGAGAAGAGCUCGCCUCUGUCGUAUCUACCGAGCCAGAAACGCAACAGGAUGCUGUUGCCGAUAACGUCGCUCCAAUCGAGGUCGCUCUCGGGGCUAUCGAGGAGGACUACGUCGAAGUAACAUCCCUCUCUUCAACCCCUGCCGAUUCGAUCGCCUCUCAACCAGCCGAGCCCAUCACCACCGCCCUUGACUCCACUCCCGCUCCAGAAGGCCACUCACAGCUCCUCGUCCCCCUUACUCUCAUUGAACCGCACCCCUCGGGCACAGGCAGCAUCAAAAAGCGCUCCAUGGUACUCGUCGAUCGUAAAAGGUUCGAAAGUCUUGCUCGACGAAUGACAGACCUCGAGCAGCAGUUGGAGACUCGCGCUUGCUCGUUUGCCAGCAGCUCUACUCCAGCUACGAGUGGCGGGUCUGGAUUGCGAAACAUGUUCUCUGCUCCUUCCGCUCAGGAAGGAACAGAAGAGAGUGUGAUGGGCGAUGAAGAAGGUGAUGCUGUACUGGACGCAGUACUUGCUGCCUCCAUUCCACCUGACUCUCAGAAGGCGAAAGAAGGAACGGAGGUGUUGAAAGUAGACGAGACGGUCGAGCAGUCUAAGCCUAUUCAAGGUGGAUGGUGGAACCCUUCCUUAUGGGCCACCUACCUCUCUUCCCUCAAUCCGUAUUACUCUCAACCCUCCGCUUCACCUUCUUCCACUACUUGCUCCUCCGUUGGUACCUCAAACACCUACGAUGGAGACGAAGAGCUCAAUCUAUGGGCAUUGCUUGGACGACCGGAAAGCGAGCAAGAAGCACAUCUGCUAUCCAUUGGUGCUAUUCCAGCUUACAUGCUGGGGUUGGGCGCUGGUGUCGGAUUCGUGCUCGUACGAGAGAUGUUGGGAAAAGGUGUUCUUGGUCAACACUAA